Molecule: messenger RNA, 2829 nt
Organism: Pristis pectinata (smalltooth sawfish)
Lineage: Eukaryota; Metazoa; Chordata; Chondrichthyes; Rhinopristiformes; Pristidae
Product: leucine-rich repeat flightless-interacting protein 2-like
Biological process (GO): regulation of DNA-templated transcription
Source: RefSeq, a predicted model, not a curated record
UGGGACGUGCAGCGUCCGCGCUCUCGGCGCCGGAAGUUGGGUGCGUAGCCGAAGGGGUGUGAGGGAGGUGACGUUGCCUUCGGAAGGCCGACUGUCAAAGCAGGGAAGAAAGGAAUACUGGUUGUCGUUCGUGGGCAAUGUCCGAGCUGGCGAUCCUGUGGCACAAGCAUAGAAGGGAGCACCUUUUCAAAUUAUAUCUGGUUCUGCAGUCCUGAACACUCCAGAAGAUAUCGUAUAUUGUUCCAUAAUUCGGAGAGAAUGGGGACACCAGGUGCUGGAAGAAGACGAACACCUAUUAAAGACAGAUUCUCAGCUGAAGAUGAAGCACUGAGCCAUAUUGCCAGAGAGGCAGAGGCCAGGCUUGCAGCCAAACGGGCAGCCCGAGCAGAGGCAAGAGAUAUUCGCAUGAAAGAACUGGAGCGGCAGCAGAAGGAGGAGAAUACGGAACGUGCUAAGCAUACUUUUCGGCCUCACCGACAUCACCUGGUUUUGGGAAUGAAGGAUACAGAGAGAGUAAACAGUGUAACCAGUCAUAAAUUGGAUGAAAAGACUGAAUCAUUUUCUCGACCAGCAUCUCGAAAUGCAGUUUCAGGGUUGUCACCGGCCACACUGGCCUCACUUGGAGGACCCUCCUCACGACGAGGCAGUGGGGAAAUGAGUAGUAUUCUGGAUCCAGAUGUUUCGCUCAGUGAAAUGCGGGAUAUCUAUGAGCUUAAGGACCAGAUACAAGAUGUAGAGGGGCGAUACAUGCAGGGAUUAAAAGAACUUAAGGAUUCCUUAUCUGAAGUAGAAGAGAAAUAUAAAAAAGCUAUGGUCUCCAAUGCACAACUAGACAAUGAUAAAUCAAAUCUCGUCUACCAAGUGGACACCCUAAAAGAUGUAAUUGAGGAGAUGGAGGAGCAGAUGGCCGAGCUGUAUAGAGAGAAUGAGGAAAAAUCCAAGGAACUGGAACGACAGAAACAUAUGUGUAGUGUGUCACAACAUAAAGUAGAAGAAUUAAAAGAAGGUAUUCGGCAAAGAGAUGAGCUUAUAGAGGAAAACAAGUGUCUGCAACAGAGGGUGGACACCCUCAUCAGGGAAGUGUUUGAUCUGCAGGAAACUAUCAACUGGAAAGACAAAAAAAUUGGGGCUCUAGAGAGGCAGAAAGACUACUUUGACUGCAUUAGGAAUGAGCGUGAUGAACUCAGAGAUGAAUUGGCUGAUCUGAGGGAAAGAACAAAGAAACAUGGUUUGGUAAUUAUCCCAGAAAAUACACCAAAUGGUGAUGUAAACCAUGAACCUAUUGUUGGUGGAAUUACAGUUGUGUCUCAAGAGGCUGCGCAAGUACUUGAAGGUGCAGGUGAUGGGCCACUAGAUGUGCGGCUAAAGAAACUGGCUGAUGAAAAGGAAGAAUUACUUGCACAGAUCAGAAAACUGAAAUUGCAGUUGGAAGAGGAACGACAGAAAAACUCUAAGAUUGAGAAUGUGCUCACAGAUUCUGAUCGAUUGGAAAAUGGCACAGAUCUACAAAUUCUUGAAAUUGCAGAGUUUUGCUCGCUACAACAGAAGCUGUACAUCUUGCUACACAUCCUAAGUGGUAGAGAUUUGGGAGAUGCAAAUCGGCAGUUGAGUGAAUACAAGUUUAAACUUUCUAAGGCUGAACAGGAUAUAGCCACUGUGGAACAAAAUGUUGCCAGACUUGAAGGGCAGUCAUCGUAUAAAACAGCAACAGAAAACUCAGAAAAAAUAGAGGAUGAACUUAAAGCAGAAAAGAGAAGGUUGCAGCGAGAGUUGCGAUUAGCAUUGGAUAAAAAUGAAGAGAUGGAAAUGACCAAUAGCCACUUGGUGAAGCGAUUGGAGAAGAUGAAGGCCAAUCGAAAUGCACUCCUCUCUCAGCAAUAGAGAUCAAAGAGCUAAUGCACUGCAUCUUCAACUAACUAAACCUCCAGGUGUUCCAAUUUAUAGACCUUUUGCAUUGGUCCAACCACUAUCAAAUCCUGAAACAUGUUCAUCAAUAUGGCCCUGGAUUUAUAAAUGUUGACAUUAAAGAUUUUGUAAUUUAUGAGAGAACAAAGACAUUACCUAAUGUCUACAUGUUUGAUAAUUGUUAAUUAUGUUACUUCUUUAGCUCACUGGGUUAAUUAUACUCCUUGCGAUGGGUUGUGUUUUUGGUAUGACAGAUUAGCAGGUAAAUAUGAAUUGCUAUAGCUUUAGUACAUCAGAUUGAUUUACAUAAACCUUUCUGCUGCUCAGAAAUGAUGGUGGUUGCUUAAAGACCUUGAAGGAAUGCAUGAAGAGAAAUGAUACAGAAGAUAACCUCACAAGUUCCAUUUGAAAAAUGGGCUGCAGUUUAGUGGCCGUAAUGAAUCCCCACUACACACUUCAAGUGCCUUUUCCACGGUGCAGUGGAGAUGAUCUUGAGUUUGUUACCUAACCAACAAAAUGUAUGGGCCAUUCACUUGGUCUAAAGUAAUAUAAUCCGUCUUUUAAAAAUGAAAUAUGCAAAUUUCUGGAACAAGUUUUUGCCAAAAAUAACACUAGAUUUUUCCAUAAUUUACAUUUUUUUUGUUUUAUAUACAACUUACUCUCAUAAAUAAAUGGACUGUAGGUAAAUUUUGAAUUGGUUUCAAUUACCAUACUGUUUCGUUUCAGAACAUAGAAAAAGGCAACACUCUUCACUAGUUCAUUAGAGAAAAACAAAUGGAAAAUUAUUUCUUUUGCUCUAUAAAAAUAUUGGACUGCAUCUGCAAAAUAUUGCUUAUGUAGCUUGUUUGUAAAAUGUUUGGUCUUUUCAAGAAAACAGGCUUAUGAAUGAGGGUUUUGACAUUAAAUGUAACUGUGGACACUUUA